Messenger RNA from Bipolaris zeicola 26-R-13, 756 nucleotides. RefSeq lists its product as uncharacterized. Gene Ontology annotation, biological process: mycotoxin biosynthetic process. NCBI's taxonomy places the organism in Eukaryota, Fungi, Ascomycota, Dothideomycetes, Pleosporales, Pleosporaceae. The record is from RefSeq and is a predicted model, not a curated record. The coding region runs from base 1 to 756 and encodes 251 amino acids. The transcript has 5 exons.
AUGUAUUUCUUCAACCAUUUCCGAAAUAAAGAAAGAAGUCUUUAUGACGCCCUGGAACAUGAAGACCGCCAAACGGACGCCACCACGAAAAAGACCAAAGGUCUUUGUAGUAGUACAGCUUUGCCUUGGGGGUUAAGCGCUUUCCUUCUUGUCGCACUGAUUUUUGUUGCUGUGAGAACAGAGACUAUCGACAAAGUGUCUGAGCUGGGGACUUAUGAGUUUGGUUUUGUGACAGACAUAGAACCAGCGCGUGCGGCAAUAUCCCUGAAGCGAAAAAAGUUUUACGGAGGAGUCAACAUCGAUAAGCACGGAUCAUACUCAAUUACCAAAGAUCCUAAUAGCACAGACUUUUUUGCGCCCCUAAGUCCAAAGCUUGAUGCUGCAUGGAGGGAAGAGAUGCUGCUAAACGGCACACACGGGUUUUCAAAGUUAACGCCAGACGAAAUAAGGAAUUCUGGUAUCCAAGUCCUGGAUGAAGACCUCAGACAUGGACACUAUGAAAUACAAAAAUCGCUUGCCAGAGAUUACUACACGGAUAUCACUGAUGAGCCUGAGAGACCAUAUCAUAUGAGCCAUCGAAUGCAUCUUGACCACUGCCUGGAAAACAUUCGACAGCAUCUGACGUGUAGCUUCGAUUUAACCUGGACGCUUCUCGCCUGGAGACCAGAAGCCAAGGUAGCCCAUGCAGCUACCGAUCAAUGGCACGUAUGCAGGAAUUUCGAUGCCAUGAUGAGCUGGAUGGCCAACAGGGUCUAG